AUGAGGACGCCGCCGCCCGGCAUCCGUAAUGAGCUGCGGUGGACCGCGGGUCACUCCGGAGAACUUAAAGUUUUGCUCGACCUCACGCUGUUCAGUUCAACGUCAAAGAACGAAGACGUGAACCAGAAGGAUCUAAAACCCAGUCGUCCCGGGGCCAUUUCAUCUCAAUCACAGAUCUUUAACGACUCUGUCCAUGGCCACAUCAAGAUGGAUUCUGUGCUGCUGGAAAUCAUCGACACUCCGGAGUUUCAGCGCCUGAGGAACAUCAAGCAGCUUGGUGGAGGUUAUUACGUCUUUCAAGGAGCUUCUCACAACCGCUUCGAGCACUCCAUCGGUGUGGCUCAUCUGGCCGGGCAGCUUGUACAAAGUCUGAUGGAAAACCAAGAGGACUUGGGUAUAACAUACAAAGAUAAACUCUGUAUCCAGAUUGCAGCGCUGUGUCACGACCUGGGUCACGGCCCUUUCUCACACUUGUUUGAGGAUUUUAUGAAGAGGACAUCAAAGGUAGUUUUAUUAAGCAAUCAUGAAAAACAAUCGAUCAUCAUGUUUGAUCACCUGAUUGCUAAAAAAAAGGAGAAGCUGCAGGAGAAGAUGAAAAGUAUUGGUAAUGGAAAGGAGUUUACACAAGAGGAUUUCCAGUUCAUCAAGGAUCUCAUUUCUGGCUCAAAACCGAAUCCUUGGCCGUAUAAAGAAAGAUCAGAAGAAAAAUUGUUCCUGUUUGACAUUUUGGCCAAUAAAACCACAGGGAUCGACGUGGAUAAAAUGGAUUAUUUCAGUAGGGAUUGCCUCCAUCUUGGGAUGAAAAACAACUUCUCCCAUGAGCGCUUUGUGAUGUUUGCACGAGUUUGCAAAAAUGAAAAAGGAAUUAAUCAGAUCUGCAUGAGAGACAAGGAAGCGCUCAACAUGUACGAAAUCUUUCACGUUCGCUACCUGCUUUACAAUAAUGCCUGCCAUCACAGGGUUACAGAGGCAAUUCAGACCAUGAUUGUUGAUGCACUGCUGGCAGCAGACAAUCACUUCGAGCUAGAAAAAAGUCUUAAGAUCUCUGAGGCUGUAAAGGACCCUGAGGUCUAUCUGAGAUUUACAGACAACAUUCUACAGGACAUCAUGCGCUCUUCAAAUCCUAAACUUGAACCUGCGAAGAAAAUUAUUGAGAGAAUUGAGACUCGUGAUCUUUACAAGUUUGUUGGAGGAGAUAAAUUUGACCCUGAAAUCAUUGAAAGUUUUAAUACUGAUGAAGAGUGGAAGAAAAUUGUGAAGAAUUGGCUUCAAGAUCUCAGUUGGCCAGAAGAUCUUCAGAAAGUUGACAUUAAAGACAUCAGAGUGAAAAGGGCCAAAUUAAAUUAUGGAAUGGACAAGGAUCCCAUUGAGAAACUCCUAUUCUACAGAAAAAACAACAAAGACAAAGCAGUAAAACUGGAAAAAAAGGAGAUCUCACACCUUCUGCCAGAAAGAUUCGCUGAAAUGAAGGUCAUGAUGUUCUACACCGGACCAAAUCAAGAAAUCCUUACCACACUGAAGGACAAUUUAGACAAAUUCUGGAUGAGAGUAAACCUCUGCCGCAUUGGAGCUGCACGCACGUUACUGCACGAGCUGAGAGCUGAACCGGGGGUCGCGGUUACCAUGCGCGCAACCGUGCACGCGCACCGGACCUGUUCACGAUUACCGGCGAUAAUCGGACACGCGUCUCUGUAA
Messenger RNA from Trichomycterus rosablanca, 1695 nucleotides. Its product is annotated as deoxynucleoside triphosphate triphosphohydrolase SAMHD1-like. Gene Ontology annotation, molecular function: dGTPase activity. Gene Ontology annotation, biological process: dGTP catabolic process. Lineage: Eukaryota; Metazoa; Chordata; Actinopteri; Siluriformes; Trichomycteridae. The record is from RefSeq and is a predicted model, not a curated record. Gene Ontology annotation, cellular component: nucleus. The transcript is spliced from 15 exons. Bases 1 to 1695 code for a protein of 564 amino acids.